AUGGGAUUGGGGAAGGGUUGUCGAUUUUGGCCCAGCCACUACCUGAUCUCCACCUCUGGUGGAUGUUACUCUUCCUCUGCCCCUGCCCCUUCCUCGCUCUUGCACUACAGUUUCGCAGCUGGAGUUGGGACUUCUCCUAUUUCUUGGAAAUCAAAGAAGCAGACAUCCAUUUCUCUUAGCUCCGCUGAGGCAGAGUAUAGGUCCAUGAGACGGGUAGUUGCCGAACUCACUUGGCUUGUUCGCCUCUUUGACGAUAUCUCCAUCCCUAUUUCACUCCCCAUUCCACUACACUCUGAUAGCCAGGCGGCAAUUCAUAUAGCAAAAAAUCCUGUCUUCCACGAACGUACAAAACACGUUGAAAUUGAUUGUCAUUUUGUUCGCCAACAGUUCCUCGCAGGACUCAUUUCACUUUCUCACAUUCGAUCUUCAUCCCAACCAGCUGAUUUGUUCACUAAAUCAUUGCCUGGACCUCUGCAUCACACCUUAUUGGGCAAUAAUUUAGAUGCUACUGGAAUUUCAUCAGCAGUGGCAACUUGGUAUGGAGAUCCCACUGGAGCUGGAAGUGGGGGAGCUUGUGGACUAGAAGAUGACGUAGCAAAAGCACCAUACAACGCGAUGAUAACCGCGGGAAAUCAAGUUUUAUUCAAACAUGGUUUAGGAUGUGGUGCAUGUUAUCAGGUACGUAUUAUGUAAUCAAAAUGAAGAUGUACACAAAAUCCAAUAACAGUAACUCUUACAGAUGAGUGUCCAGGAACAUGUAAUGAUAAUCCAAUUCAUUUUGAUUUAAGUGGAAAUGCCUUUGGAGCUAUGGCAAAAUUUGGCCAAGCUGACCAAUUACGUAAUCUUGGAAGAAUUGAUAUUUACUAUAAAAGGGUGUCAUGUGACCACAAGCAAAAUAUUAUGUUUAAGGUUGAAAGAGGAUCAAACCCUCAUUUCUUAGCAAUUGCAAUUGAAGCUCAAAAUGGAGAUGGUGAUCUUUCUUUAGUUGAAAUAAAACAUACAAAUUCAAAUGAAUGGCUUCAUAUGCAACAAAUGUUUGGAGCAACAUGGUCAAUAAAUAUUUAUCCAGACACACAAAUACCUCCUUUCUCUAUUAGGUUAACUUCACAAAAUAAACAUCAAGUUCAAGCUGAUAAUGUCAUUCCUAUAAAUUGGCAAGCAAGAGAAAUUUACUAUUCAAAUGUCAAUUUUUCUCCCUAA
This is a messenger RNA of Solanum tuberosum (potato), 1200 nucleotides long. Its product is annotated as expansin-B4-like. The record is from RefSeq and is a predicted model, not a curated record. Gene Ontology annotation, cellular component: extracellular region. Gene Ontology annotation, biological process: sexual reproduction. The transcript is spliced from 6 exons. Lineage: Eukaryota; Viridiplantae; Streptophyta; Magnoliopsida; Solanales; Solanaceae.